AUGCCCAAGCCCAUCACCUUCAAGCCCGGCUCGAAGAUCAAACUUGCCGAUAUCGAUCCGCGCCACGUCGAGGGCGAUUGGACGAAGGAGUCGGCGCACGAGCGGAACAAAGAGAACACCGAGCGCUCGCGCGACUUGGCUUACCGGCUCUACGCCGAGAACCGGCGGGCGCUGCUCUUGGUGCUGCAAGGGAUGGAUACGGCGGGCAAGGACGGCACCAUCCGCACCGUGAUGACGGGGAUCAACCCGCAGAGCUUCCAUAUCCAGUCGUUCAAGCAGCCUAGCCCCGAAGAGCUCGACCAUGACUUUCUGUGGCGAAUUCACAAGUCGGUCCCGCGGCGCGGCGAGAUCGGCAUCUUCAAUCGUUCUCACUACGAAGACGUGCUCGUGGUGCGGGUCCACAACCUCGUUCCGGAGGAUGAAUGGAAGGGACGCUAUGAGCGGAUCAACGAGUUCGAAAGGCUGUUGGUUGAGGGUCGAGAAGAGCAACGCGAGCGGCUGCAGGCGCGGCUCGACAACCCUGACAAGCGUUGGAAGUUCAGCUCGGGCGACCUCGCCGAACGGAAGCUGUGGGGAAAGUACCAGGAGGCUUACGAGGACGCCCUCGAGAAGUGCAACACCGAGCACGCCCCGUGGCGCAUCAUCCCCUCGGACCGCAAAUGGUACCGCAAUCUCAUCGUGAGCGAGCUCGUCAAAGACACGCUCGAAGCGAUGGACCCGCAGAGGGCGAUCGUGUCCAUCGUUGAAGAAGCGAUUCGUUCGGCGAAGCGAUUGUCGAAGGCCGCCAGCGCUUUGUCGUUCGACGCGCCGGUGACGCAUGUCUACAACCCGCUCGCUUACGCUUGGAAGCCCCACGAGGCCUACGUGCUGCGGCUGAACCCCAAGGGCGUGCGGGUGUUGUUCCUCGGGAUGAACCCCGGGCCGUGGGGCAUGGCGCAGACGGGCGUCCCCUUUGGCGAGGUCGCGUCGGUGCGCGAUUGGAUCGGCAUCGAAGAGCCCGUGAAGCGGCCCGCCGCUGAACACCCCAAGCGCCCCAUCGAGGGCUUUGCUUGCCAGCGCAGCGAGGUCUCGGGCCAGCGACUGUGGGGACUCUUCCGCGAGCGCUUCGGGACUUCCGCCAAGUUCUUCAAAGAACACUUCGUCGCCAACUAUUGCCCGCUGGUCUUCAUGACCGAAAGCGGCAAGAACCACACGCCCGACCAUCUUCCGAAGUCGGAGCGCAAGCCGCUCGACGCGGCAUGCGACAAGCACUUGGCCGAACUGCUACAGGUCACCAACCCCGAGUGGGCGGUCGGCGUCGGCAAGUACGCCGAGGCGUGCCUCAAUCGCGUCGCGAGCGACUCGGUGCGGGUGACGACGGUCCUCCAUCCGAGCCCGGCGAGCCCGGCCGCCAACCGCGGUUGGGCCCCGGCGGCGACCCGGCAGCUGGUCGAAUCGGGGGUGUGGGAGGCGUAA
Molecule: messenger RNA, 1455 nt
Organism: Symbiodinium sp. CCMP2456
Lineage: Eukaryota; Dinophyceae; Suessiales; Symbiodiniaceae
Source: the annotation of a GenBank genome assembly